This is a messenger RNA of Daphnia carinata, 623 nucleotides long. RefSeq names its product large ribosomal subunit protein eL21-like (gene RpL21). Gene Ontology annotation, biological process: translation. The record is from RefSeq and is a predicted model, not a curated record. Lineage: Eukaryota; Metazoa; Arthropoda; Branchiopoda; Diplostraca; Daphniidae. The transcript has 3 exons. Gene Ontology annotation, molecular function: structural constituent of ribosome. Gene Ontology annotation, cellular component: cytosolic large ribosomal subunit; ribosome. The coding region runs from base 92 to 574 and encodes 160 amino acids.
GUUGACAAGCUUGCAAUUUCCUGCUUGUAAGCAGCCAUUUUAUCUGUCUUUUCUUUGCUGGUCUGCCAUCCUCGUGUAGCAAGAUUCCAAGAUGGUUAACUCGAAAGGUUAUCGCCGUGGUACUCGUCAUUUGUUCUCCAAGAAAUUCAAGGAACAUGGUGUUGAACCUCUGUCCACUUUCCUGAAGGUUUACAAGAAGGGAGAUAUUGUGGAUAUCAAGGGUAACGGUGCCUUCCAAAAGGGCAUGCCAUUCAAGUACUACCAUGGCAAAACCGGCAGGGUUUUCAAUGUUACACAGCAUGCUGUUGGCAUCAUUGUAAACAAACAAGUCCGUGGAAAGAUCUUGCCUAAGAGGAUUAAUGUGCGUGUGGAGCACAUCAACCACUCCAAGUGCCGUCAAGACUUUUUGACUCGAGUGAAGACCAAUGAGAAACUGAAGAAAGAAGCAAAAGAGAAAGGCAUCAGAGUGUGUUGCAAACGCCAGCCUCAGCAGCCAAGACCUGCUCAUUUCGUCUCUACCAAGAACAAUGAGCCAAUUUUCCUUGCUCCUAUUCCCUACGAGUUUAUUGCUUAAGUGUACAUCUUGAGCUGAAACUUCAAAUAAAGUGGAUGGACCCAACAAA